Messenger RNA from Mollisia scopiformis, 687 nucleotides. RefSeq lists its product as uncharacterized. The transcript is spliced from 3 exons. Bases 1 to 687 code for a protein of 228 amino acids. The record is from RefSeq and is a predicted model, not a curated record. NCBI's taxonomy places the organism in Eukaryota, Fungi, Ascomycota, Leotiomycetes, Helotiales, Mollisiaceae.
AUGGACACGACAGGCGUCCUGCUCACACUUGACAAUCCAUGCGGGAUAGAGCUCGAGCUUGAUAGAAGCUCCUGCGUCCCUGGACUCGAGGUAGAGAAAGAUGGUUGUUUUUGGCUCAUGCCUGGAGUUAGGGAUGGUGCUUUACUUGUGUUGGUUGGUGUUGACGAUACUGUACCUGCUCCAGAGGCCAGCGAGGAGGUAGUUUUGAUUAAAUUCGACGAUGCUGGAAGUAUCACACUGGAUAUGAUGACUACCGAAGAGUUUUGGCUUGUGCUGCUGGAUUCAAGCACGUUCUUGCUCGAUGAAGAUGUGGAGAUAGGAGUAGAGGUAGAUAGUAGCGAGGAUGUGGAGCUUAAAGUGGAGCCUAAUGACUUCGCACUAGAAGUGGACAAUGAUGUAACUUUGUUCGAGUUGACUGAUAUCGAAGAAGCCUUGCUUGAACCCAAUACCAGUGACGACGACGAGGAGGAGACUUGGAGCAGUGCAGGGAUAACGUUCUUCGAUGUUGAUAAGGUCGAGGCUUUCGAGGUGGUUGAAUUCUUUAUGGAACUGCUGCUGCUUGACUUCGAAGAGUCCGCAGAUGAGACAGACCAAAUCAAGCAAAAAGAUAUGUAUAGCAAAUACAUGUUUGCCAUUUCCAAAUUCCACAACAUGACAGGCCGCGCAGAAUCAGGAAAUGGGAGUUAA